AUGGUUGGGAAACCGCGCGCGUCGACGGAGGCGCGGACGACGACGACGACGGCGGCGGAUGGGGGCGCCCCGGCGCGCGGGUACUGGCGAGGCGACGAGGAGCAGGCGCUGAAACGGGCGGUGCGGAAACACGGGAUCGGGGCGUGGGAGAAGAUGCGGAACGAUCCGGAGUUUAUUGCGUUGCGAUCGCGAACCGGGGUGCAGUUGAAGGAUAAGUGGCGGAAUUUGAUCAAGUUUCAACACUUGAGGAAGGAUGAGGCGGCGAAGGUGCCGUAUAAGGCGGCGGUGCGCGCGAGAGCGGGGAGUGGGAAAUCGGCGGGGUCCGGGGCGAACGUCGGCGGGAGCGCGGGGCGAGGCGGGAGCGCGAGUAAGUCGGGCGCGAAAUCGACCGCAAAGGGUGGCGUCGCCGGUAAAGGAGGCGCGCAAGCUGGAAAGAAAUCUAUCGGCGCCGGAGGCUCAAAGAAGACGACAAAGGUAUCGCGAGACGCGCUGAGUAAGAAGGGCGGGAACGCCGGCGGUGCCGCGUCGACGAUGAGCGCCAAAGAAAUGUUAAAGGCAAACUUUGGACGUGGACAUCGAGAUGAUGACGCUGAAGAUGACGAUGACGACGGCGACGUGAAAACGGACGUCGCUGUCAAGUACGACCCCGAGUUGGACGCAUCACUCGAUACGCUUAAAAAGAAACGCGCGGGUAUGGUGAACGAGGUGGAAAACGCCGAGCGAGAGCUCGCGCGGAUGAAAACGGUCGUCGAGGAGGCGGAGGCGGUGUACUCCUCGGCGCGCGCGCGCGUGCACGAAGUCCUCGUUGGCGAGCACGGGAAGGAUGACUACGAAGCUGAAGAGGGUGCCGGUCCCGAAGACGAGACGGAUUGGGAUAAGUACCUGCACUUUGGCGAGCAUGAGACGGACGACGAGGAGGAUGAAGAGGUGGCACGCGCCGCAGAGGCUGCCGCAGAGGCUCACGCGGCUGUCGUGCGGGCGACGUCGGCAAAGAAACCGAGCGAGAAGAGACCAAGGGUAACUGGAGACGAAGAUGAGCACGCGACGGAUCAAGACGACGACAGUGACCGUGAAGUUGAGGAUCCGGAUGAUAGCGACGAAGAGAUUGACGAGGAUGACGAAGACUUGGACGAGGAGGAACGCAUCGCGCGCAUGGCAAACGCGGUGCUCGCAGAGGCAGGAUUGCCACCGAUGCAUGAAAUUGAGCACGUUUUGCUCACAGAACUAAAGAAGUUAGAGGCGGCUAACGCCGCCGUAGUGCACGCGCGUCUCGCUCUUGAGGCCGUGGACGCUGAAUUUCAUGAGGCGGUGGUUAACGCACACAACGCCGCAGCUCGAGCUCAGCAAGCGGUUGCGUUCGACGCGGAUGAGGAAGCCUUCGGGAUCGAUGAGGAUGAUGAGCUCGACGACGAGCAACAGGACGCAAAGGAGAGUCGAUCAGCGCCAACCAAAUCCAAGGCGAAACAGAAAAUAAAGUCAGUCACACAAACAGAUGGUACCGACGCCAGUGGUGGCCGCGUUGUAGAAGAUCGUAGGUAUGGUAUUUACGACGCCCGACGGUAUCGCUCGGAGGCUGAAAACGAUGCCGAAGCCGCGGCCGCGGCGAAGAGCACUCGCGUGCCCUCGACGACGGGUAAGCGCAAGAACCCAACGAUGCCAACGCCCACCAAGGGGUCAAAGUCGGCCAAGAAAGAGAACGAUAUAUGGUACGAGCUGCCAAAACCCGCAGCAAUGAGUGCAACGGGACAUAAAGAGCAACAGCACACCAUCACUACACGAAAGGUCGGUUCAGACGGUCUCACGUGGCGCCGUAAGCGAACGGCGACUCGAGUCACCAUCGGUCGUCCCGUCGCGGGCCCGACUUCAUGGGCCGCGAUAGGGCAGCACAUCAUCAAAGAGUAA
Ostreococcus tauri is the source of this 1902-nucleotide messenger RNA. Its product is annotated as SANT/Myb domain. NCBI's taxonomy places the organism in Eukaryota, Viridiplantae, Chlorophyta, Mamiellophyceae, Mamiellales, Bathycoccaceae. The transcript has 2 exons. The coding region runs from base 1 to 1902 and encodes 633 amino acids. The record is from RefSeq and is a predicted model, not a curated record.